AUGCCCGCGCCCACCGCACCACAGAAAGCCGUCACCGGCCGCCAACGGGGGGCGCCUUCGUGGGGCGGUCCCGGGAGCGCUGUAGCGAGAAGAGCGCCGCGGCGCAGUCGAUGUUUCCAGCAGAUGGAGUUUUGGUGUGAGCCGCCGGCCCGCAGGCGCGGCCCCCCGCGCCCUGGGACGCCCACCCUGGCCCUGGCCCUCGCCUCCGCCGGGCUCCUGCUGGUGCUGCCUUGGCCCCUGGGUUGCUUGAGCGCUGGCGACGCGCUGGGGGCACUGUCCACGGAUGUCCCCGCCGACCUUGAUGCCCCAUGUGCCCCCAGUGCCACCUGUCCCUCGGGCAGACGUCGCUUCCCCCGGCAGGUCACUGGUGGUAGCCAGCCGCCCAGUGUCUCGCAGUACGCUACUUCUAAAGCCUCCGACAGCGAGUUCCUUCCCCCCUGCGGCUUCUCCUAUGAACGGGACCCCACCCUCAGGGAUCCGGAGUCCAUGGCUCGGCGGUGGCCGUGGAUGGUCAGUGUGCGGGCCAAUGGCACACACAUCUGUGCAGGAACCCUCAUUGCCUCCGAGUGGGUGCUGACUGCAGCCCACUGCACCACCGAGAGUGAUGUUACCUAUUCAGUACGGGCGGGGAGUCCGUGGAUUGACCAGAUAACGAAGACUACCAUCGACACCCUGGCAAAAGAGGUCAUCGUGCACAGCCGUUAUCGAGCCAGUCGGUACUGGUCCUGGAUUGGCCGGGCCAACGACAUUGCCCUCCUCAACCUGGAGCGGCCACUCCAGUACAGCAAGUAUGUCUGGCCCAUCUGCCUGCCUGGCUUGGACUAUUCGGUGAAGGACUACUCGCUCUGCACUGUGACAGGCUGGGGACUCCCCAGGGUUGGUGGUGAAUGGCCCCAAUUUCGAACCAUCCAGGAGAAGGAAGUCACCAUCCUGAACAGCACAGAGUGUGACAGCCUCUAUCGCAGGUUCUCCAAAAUCCCCUCUCUGAUUCAGAUCAUCAACUCCCAGAUGAUUUGUGCAAAGGACGUCGACAGGGAAAAAUUCUGCUACGAGAUAAGUGGUGAGCCCUUGGCCUGUCCUGUGCAGAACGUAUGGCAUCUGAUGGGAGUGGUGAGCUGGGGCCCAGGCUGCAAGAAGAGCGAGGCUCCGCCUAUCUACGUCCACAUCUCCUCCUACCAACAGUGGAUCUGGGACCGCAUCAGCGGGCAGACUCUGCCAGCCCCUUCCCGGGCCCUGCUCCUGGCACUCCUGAUGCUCCUCAGCUUUCUUGCUGCCCUCUGA
This is a messenger RNA of Budorcas taxicolor (takin), 1281 nucleotides long. It is a transcript of the gene PRSS50, whose product is annotated as serine protease 50. The record is from RefSeq and is a predicted model, not a curated record. Gene Ontology annotation, cellular component: endoplasmic reticulum. The transcript has 6 exons. Gene Ontology annotation, molecular function: serine-type endopeptidase activity; threonine-type endopeptidase activity. Gene Ontology annotation, biological process: proteolysis. Lineage: Eukaryota; Metazoa; Chordata; Mammalia; Artiodactyla; Bovidae. The coding region runs from base 1 to 1281 and encodes 426 amino acids.